Verticillium alfalfae VaMs.102 is the source of this 4419-nucleotide messenger RNA. Its product is annotated as synaptojanin-1. Gene Ontology annotation, cellular component: membrane; cytoplasm. The record is from RefSeq and is a predicted model, not a curated record. The coding region runs from base 1 to 4419 and encodes 1472 amino acids. Gene Ontology annotation, molecular function: phosphatidylinositol-4,5-bisphosphate 5-phosphatase activity; phosphatidylinositol-3,5-bisphosphate 5-phosphatase activity. The transcript is spliced from 7 exons. NCBI's taxonomy places the organism in Eukaryota, Fungi, Ascomycota, Sordariomycetes, Glomerellales, Plectosphaerellaceae. Gene Ontology annotation, biological process: phosphatidylinositol dephosphorylation.
AUGGAACACGGAGGCGGAGGCUCGUGGGGAGUAGAAGUCCCUUCGCCAGAGAAGUCGAGCCAGCUCUACAUACGCGACUACCCGCAUCGAUCCGUCGCCAUUGUAUCCAACUCCCACGCCCUCAUCUUCAGUCAUACAUCCAGCCACGAUCUCACCAGCCAAGGCAAUGGCAGCAGCCACCAUCUUCCUCAAGUGCAACCUCAUCGACCCCGAACUUCAGGCACAGAGACCCCCGUGUCCAAAUGCAUGGCAGAAUUUGCGCCACUGUCGAAGAACACGCUUUCCGACUAUCGCAGUCUGAUACCGCGGCCGAUAUUUGGGACACUGGGCUUGAUUUCGGUCGAUGGAGAUGUCUUCUUGUCUGUCGUCACGCACGCCACACGGGUUGCGACCAUUCGGCCUGGCGAGACGGUCGAGAAAAUCUCCAGCGUUGCCUUCUUCUGCCUCAACAGCGACCGCUGGGACGAUGUCGUUUCCAUUGACAAUCUGGACCCCGAUCUGUCCGAUGCCUCAUCCGUGUACGGACCAGCCGGCUAUGGUCAGAACCUGAGUCGCCGAGAGAUCACGGUCGAACACCCUUGCCAUGACCUCAGGAAACUACUGAGCAAUGGCUCUUUCUACUACAGCACCGACUUUGAUGUCACCAACCGGCUGCAAGAUCGGUCCGUGAACUCGGCCGCCUUCGACAUCGACAACUUUGACGACUCGUUCCUCUGGAACUCCUUCAUGAUUAGCCCCCUGGUCCAAUUCAGAUCACGUCUCAUUCCCCACGAGAGAGAGGCCCUUGACUCAUCGAGGAUCCUCACAUCCGCCAUCAGGGGUUUCUGCCGUACCAUCGCCAUCCCGCAGAUCAGUGCUCCUCUGAAAACAACGAGUACAGGCCUCCCUUCGUAUCUGACAGUCAUAUCGCGACUCUCGUGUCGAAGGGCUGGCACGAGGUUCAACUCCCGCGGCAUCGACGAUGACGGCAACGUAGCCAAUUUUGUAGAAACGGAAACGACCUACUGGAGCCCUAGAGGGACUCUCUUCUCGUUCAGCCAGGUUCGAGGGUCUGUGCCCCUGUUUUGGGAGCAGGCGGCAGAUCUUCUACCAGGAAAGCAGAACAUCAGCAUUACCAGGUCGCCAGAGGGCACGCAACCUGCCUUCAACAAACAUUUCCAAGACCUCGAGCAUGCUUACGGUGCCGUUCACGUAGUCAACCUGCUCAGCGAGGAGAAGCCCGGGGAAGCCCAGCUCAGCAAGCUCUACCACAACGGUGUGCGCCAUUCCCCGUUGAGCCAGGUCGGCCAGAAUCAGUCUCAAGAUCACGCCUUGUUGAGGGAGACGCACUAUGACUUUCAUGCGGAGACGAGAGGUGCUGCUGGCUACGAGUCGGCUAGGAACAUCAGAAGAUAUAUUGAGAACUCGACCGAGGGCUUUGCCUAUUAUCUCGCCGAGGAGACCGACGAUGUGGCCGAUGACAAUCGCAGCUUGACAACGGUCAACGGAGCCCCUCGCAUGGUCGUAUUGCUCCAGCAAGAAGGUGUUUUCCGCACCAACUGUCUAGACUGCCUCGACAGAACCAACCUGAUCCAGACACUGAUCUCCUCCAUGGCCAUGGAGUCGUUCCUGGGCCAAAGAGGAGAGUACGCGACGUCCGAUUUCUGGAUGAGACAUUCAACCCUCUGGGCGGACAAUGGCGAUGCCUUGUCGAAGAUUUAUGCAGGCACCGGUGCCCUCAAGUCAUCAUAUACCCGCACUGGCAAAAUGUCCCUGGCAGGCGCCGUUGCUGAUAUGCGCAAAUCGAUGCAGAGGCUUUACCACAACAACUUUACUGACGCCGCAAAGCAAACGACCAUCGAUCGUCUGCUCGGCCGGCUCGUGGGCCAGACGCCAAUGCACAUUUACGAUCCGAUCAGUGACUUUGUCGCAGCCGAGAUGAGCAAGAGGAGCGCAGAGUUCUCCUCAACACAGGAUAUCAACAUGUGGGUUGGCACUUUCAAUCUCAAUGGGCGGACCCAAGGCAUCGACCACGAUCUAUCGUCUUGGCUUUGCCCCAAAGAGCUGGGCCCAAUCCAGCCCGAGAUUGUAGCCGUUGGCUUCCAAGAAAUUGUCGAUUUGAGCCCCCAGCAGAUCAUGAACAGCGAUCCCACACGGAAACGAUUGUGGGAGAAGGCCGUGAAGCGGACACUCAACAGCCACUUUGAAAAAGCCGGUGGCGAGCGUUACGUGUUGCUCCGGAGCGGACAGCUUGUCGGUGCCGCGUUGUGCAUUUUCGUCAAGGCAUCCUCGCUCAGCAGCAUUAAGAAUGUCGAAGGUAGUGUGAAGAAGACGGGAAUGUCUGGCAUGGCCGGCAACAAGGGCGCGGUCGCCAUUCGGUUCGACUACGCCAGCACCCCCAUUUGCUUUGUCACGGCUCACCUAGCAGCCGGGUUUUCUAAUUAUGACGAACGCAACCGCGAUUACGCGACUAUCCAUGACGGUCUGAGGUUUCAGCGCAACCGCGGCAUUGAUGAUCAUGGUCAGUCACGCGCUGGUCUAUCCUUUCCCUUCUAUUCAGAGGCGCGCAUCACGUUUCUGCCCACCUACAAGUUCGAUCUCGGGACGGACGACUACGAUACUUCGGAAAAGGCAAGAAUUCCGGCCUGGACCGACCGUAUUCUCCGAAAGGGGCAGAACCUGCGCCAGCUGUGCUACAACUCAGCACCGCUGAGGUUUUCAGACCAUCGGCCAGUCUACGCAACGUUCCAAUGCACUGUCAACAUUGUCGACGAGUCUCACCGCGAGCAGAUCAGCCAAGAGUUAUACUUGCGUCGGAAGCAGGAAGUUGGGGACCCUUCGACUAGUCUUGAUACUGAGGACGAGGACGACGAAGACCUUAUUGGAUACGACGCUAUCGAACCCGGACUACCACCUGCCAGCUCCGACCGGCAAAAGUGGUGGCUCGACAACAAGCAACCGGCGAGGGCAGGCGUGAAGCCGCCACCUCCGGGGGCAGACGGGCAGAGCAUGAUCGCGCGUUUCGUCCUUCUCGACGAACUUGUCAACGUCGCUCUACGAGCAUGUGAACACUCCGGCCGACCUCUUGACAUCAACGGCGCCCUCGGCGCGCAGGGCGCUUUCCGCCACCAUUUGACCCUUCCACUCUCCCAGCUCCGCCGCCACGAAACAGCUGUGCCUCCGCCACCGCCGCGACCGUCAUCGGCUCUUUCGGACCUCUCUCAGCUCUCGCAACAGUCACGUGGAAAGGCAGCACCACCCGUGGCAAGAAAGCCAUUACACCUGAGCUCAACGUCGCCGACGGCAAGCCCGUCAUCUACGAAGAAUGGGCAUGGUAUUCUGAGCGAUGAAAAGCCAAAGCUUCCUAUGCGGGCAGCGACGGGGCCUGUCGCGCAGAACGGCCAGGGCGGGCCGACGUCGCCUGCCAGCGGCGUGCUGAGGAAACAGCCGAUGGCCGGGGCGAUGGCCUUGCCAGGGAUGCGAGCAGGCGAGAACCGGCCCAAGCCUAAACCACAAGUGCCGACGAAGAUACAGAAGAAGGCACCGGUUGACUUGCUGGAUGCCCUGGGCGAUGACGAACCACGUGGUGCGGGGAGCUGGGAGACGUUGACGCCCAGCAGCCACAGACGACAACAAUGGAGCCGUCGGCGCCCACGCCGAAAAGACAGCCCCCCCUCUACACGCCCCUGGCCGCAGCAACGCUCGAGCGCAUCAACACCUGGCGCACGACGAACCUCCUCGCCGCAACCUGCACCUGCACCGACCCCCCGACGCCGCUCCCGCACCCGACCUCGACCUUUCUCGCCGCCCACACCAACUUCUGGCACGGCACCUGGACCUACCGCCGGCACCCGCCGCCCCCGCCACCGGACGACGACUGGCGCCCGGACUCAUGCCCCCGCUGCGCCCGCCUCGGCGCUGCCGCCCCGGCCACGCCAGAUCCCACCCCGGAAGAGCAGCAGCACGAGCAGCAGCAGCCGCCGCACGCCUCGGCCGGCGCCGCCUCCCUCGUCCGUCGGCGCCGCCCUCUCCCGCAUCGCCUCGCUCUGCCUGAACGCCCGCGAAAAAAGGGGGCGGCCGCCCAAGCCCGGGGCCGGCAGGGGGCUCGGUCUAGGACGAGGGGGCCCAGAUGCAGCCAAGCCGGGGGGCCCCCACGGCCCGGACACGGAAGACGACGAUGACGACGACGACGACGUCCCCAAGCGGCAGGGCGGGCGGGACGGCGGCGCGCCUCUGAAGCAGCAAGUCUCGUCGUCGUCGCUGUUUCGAAAGAUGAGGCUGCGCAAGUGGAGCUUCGAGCGGACGCCCGCCAGGACGGCCGCCGCGAACGCGAGCAGGGGCCGGCACGCCGUCGGCCGAGAGGAGGAAGACGUCGCGCGUCACGGCGGCGGCUGUUGCGGCCGUCAGCGCGCCGGCGGGGCGUGCCGCGUCCGAGUAUAA